AUGAUUCGCCACCUCUAUUUUGGACUAAUUGCAUUAAAUUUUCUGCUUGUUUACACAUUAGAUGGCUCAAAUAUUGCUUUGGCCAUCAAUGCAGGAGGCGAAGAAUAUGCAUCCUCUCUGGGCUUUUCAUAUAUUGAUGAUACUAAUUAUUAUGCGGGAAAAUAUUGUGACGCUCUCCAAAACCUAAACACUAUUAAUAACACAGUCAAUGGCUUUAUUUACCAAAGUUGUAGAUUGUGCAAAGGAACUUGAGAGUACAAUCUCCCAAUAAGUUCAGAAGGAUCUUAUGUUCUCGUUCUUCAAUUCGCAGAAAUUCAGUAUGAAUACACCAAUCAAAGAGUUUUUAAUGUCACUAUUGGAGACCAUGUUGUUGCUAGUCAUUUAGAUUUGGUUGCUGCAGCUGGAUUUCUUACGGCUUAUGAUAUUUUUAUAUCAUUUAAUUUUUUGGAUCGAAAUGUUUCUAUUGAUGGAAGAGUAGCAUCUGGUGCUUACCAAGAUGGUAAUUUGCAGGUUCGAUUUUAUGCAGUCAUUGAAAGACCAGCGCUUUCAGGCUUAAUUUUAGUAAAAGGGGAAUGCACCGUUGCUGACAAUUGCAAUAUGUGCUAUCAAGAAAGAUGCCUAGAAUGCAAUAAUCAUGAUUUGACUUGCAACAAGUGUAUUAAUAAUGCUAGUAUUAAUAAUGGAGUCUGCCAAUGUAAUGAAGACACUUUCUGAGAAGAGUCAUUAAGAUCAUGUGUACCUUGCAAUUUAUGCAAUAAUUGCGUUGACUGCAUGCUUUGUGCAUCUAGCUUUUAUAUGUAUCUUGGAUGGUGUGUUUCUAAGUGCCCAGAUGGGUUUAUAGAAAGUGAUUCAGAUUGUGUCGAAAAUGAUCCUUUCAUAUUUUAUCUCUCAUUUGAUACUCUGAAAGGAGUUGUUUAUGACAAGCAAAGCAAAAUUCCAGCCGUAACUGGAAACAGCAUAGAUUUUUACCCAGAUUACGAUGAGUUUGAUCCAGUGGCAGCUUUCAAUAGAGGAUUUUAUUUUAAUGGAGUCAGCUCUUUAAUGCAUCUGCCUCCUUAUUCUGAAUACAGUGAUCCAGUUCUCAGCUUUGGCUACUCUUUCACUUUUGCUAUAUGAAUUAAUAUAGAAAAUAGCUUUGGAUCCAUCAUAUCAAAGCAAGAUUUGCUUUAUAAUCCAAUCUUUUCGCUCCAAAUAGUAGCUGGAGUUCCUCUUAUUUCAUUAAACCUUAAGACUGCUGGAUUGAGUCCUUUCUUUUAUUUACAAAGUCUUGAAUCCUAUGAAUGGGCCCAUAUAGCAUUUGCUGUAGAAUAUGCCUAUUAAUUACUUAUGUUUAACUUGUCACCUUCUUAUGCUAGUUGAUUUGAGUAUGCUUGGGUUCACCCUUUUAACUCCCCCGACCAUUAAUGCCGCAGCCAUUUCUAUAUCACUAUUUUUAUCUUUGCAGCUGUUCCAAACUUCAAUAACCCAUAAAUCUGGUUAGGAAACCUCACUGGGCCAGUUGCUUUGCUCUAACUUGACUCCUGAGUGUGCUUGUACAACCCUAAUAAUUGUAUAUUUGAGGAAUUUUAGCACAAAAUUUUCAGACAUUAAUUUGCAUAAACAGAUUGAAGUUUGCUUAUUUUGGAUUUUCAGAUAAAUGUAAAAAAUCUAAAUUUGGGCAUUUAACCAAUAAAUUUAGCAGCUUUUGAUCUAUAUAAAUUUAUUAUUUGAAAAUCUUGGGUUAAAUGACAAGAAUUUGCUUACUACUAUGGGAUUAAAAUUUCUUCCUGCUCAGAAAUAAGAGGUAAGCCCUAUGCGUCCUAAAAUGCAGGAUCAGUAGCUACAGCCGAUGGGUUGGGAGUCGCUAAUAUAGCUUGUUAUGAUACACCAAAAACGCUAAACCUAAAUUAUAAAUUUGCCAAAGGCGGAAAAGCUCUCAGACAGAACUUAUUCCGACAAUGCUAUUUUAUAAUUACGAAGCAUAAUAUGCCAAUAUAAAGCAGGCCAACAUGAUUUUGUACUUGAACGGAGUAAUAAACAGCCAGCUUGCUUUCGGAUCUGAUUAUUUUGAAGAUACAAAAACAGAUAUUACUUUUACCAUAGGAGCAGAAAAAGAUUCUGCAGGCUAUAAAAGUUAUUUUAAAGGAUUUAUUUAUGAUAUAAAGGGCUACAACUCAGUAGCAAGCAUAUCAACACUUUCAUCACCAGCAGGACAGUGCACAGAAAAUUGCAAAGCAUGCCUUACAAAUGGAACCUGCAUUCCAAAUUGUCUAAUUAGCCAAUAUUGGUAUGGUCCACAAUAUAAUAAAUGCUACAAGUGUAGCAGUGGAUGUCCAAGUUGUAGGGCUUCUAGUAGUAAUUGUAAUCUUUGCAAGAAUCCAAAAUGCGAAUCUUGCUAUGAUUUUACCUCAGAAUCUUGCACUAAAUGUGCCGCUGGUGCUUUCAAUACAACAAAUUGUCAAUGUAACUAUGGUCUUGCUUGGAACUCAACUUUAGGAGUCUGUGAGCCUUGCCACCAAUGGCAAUUCAAAGCGAACGAUUCCUGCUAUGAUUGCCCUCCUCUUUGUGCUGAAUGUGACAGCGAGAGUAAGUGCACAAGGUGCAUUAGCAAUGCUACAUUGAGUUCUGGAAGCUGCAUUUGCUCUCCUGGUUACACAGGAACUGAAGCAUGCAUAGAUAUUCCCUUUGAUGUUUCUCUUAGCAUUAACGAAAAUAAUACUUUGGUUUUAAACUUCAGUGAAGCCUUAAAGCAGGAUUUAAGAAAGGACCAAAUUUCUAUAAAAAUUCAUAAUGAUACAAUUCCAUCAUGAUCAGUUUCCAAACUUUCAAGCACAGAAUUUUUAAUAUCAUGCAGGUUUGAAGGAGAAAUCUCAAAAGGCACAAAUAUUACAAUCUAUUUUGUGAAUUCGGCAAGCAUUGUAUCUGUUUCGGGAGGUUUAAUUCACGAAAAAUAUUUAGAAAGUGCUUUGUAUAGCUCUUCAAUAAAAUAUCAUCAGCAAUCAGCUUUUGACUUUAACUUUCCAGAUUCUCCAGGAGAAAUUGUGGCUUUUCUAAGCAUUCUUUCUGGGUUAAUCAGCCCAAACCCUUCUGCACUGCUCACGAUUUUGAACAAUAUCCAAAUAUUUACUUACAUCCCUUAUGCCGACUAUCCCCUAUCUGAUAAAGUAUCGGAUUUUUUGAAAUCCCUCACUGAUUUUAAGCUUGUUCCUAAUCUUUUUCUUCUGUUCAUAGAUCAAUCGAAUUCAGCCCCAUAUAGUAGGGCUUCAAAAUUUGGUUAUAAUAGUUAUUUGCUACUGGUUAAUAUAGGAGACAACUUAGUUCUUAUCUCAUUCAUUUAUAUUGCUAUUUUUCUUGCUUACUUGAUUCGGAUAAACUCUCAAAGGUAUAUUCUUAGUAAUAAAUUUGGUUUCUUUUUACAAUUUUUGAUCGCAUCUUAUCUUGAUCAUAGCUUCUCAGCUGUAGUUGGCAUUUUGAGUACAACAACUGAUAAAGUUUUUGAUAAUGCGCUAUAUUCCACGAACUAUUUUCUUUGCUGAUUUGUUGUUGUAAUGGUAAUUUAG
This is a messenger RNA of Blepharisma stoltei, 3539 nucleotides long. NCBI's taxonomy places the organism in Eukaryota, Ciliophora, Heterotrichea, Heterotrichida, Blepharismidae. The record is from the annotation of a GenBank genome assembly.